AUGAUAUCCGAAAACAACAGUCUUUGCGAAACUCCCGAAGACCAGGUUGCAGGUAGCAUACCUAUUGACAAGAACGAAGAGGAAAACAUUAUUGAGCGGUUUACCAAGACUGAUUUGGAUCUUGUUUCGCUGUUUUCACCAAUUGAUCAAGGCGCCCCAACUGCAAUCGUAGAGAUGUUAGUUCAGCCAAUUAAUGGAGUGAAGUCUCCAAAAACGAGAUUCCAUGACCUUUUAAACAGUACAAGAGAAUCCUGA
Molecule: messenger RNA, 255 nt
Organism: Botrytis porri
Lineage: Eukaryota; Fungi; Ascomycota; Leotiomycetes; Helotiales; Sclerotiniaceae
Exons: 1
Coding region: 1-255 (84 amino acids)
Source: RefSeq, a predicted model, not a curated record